CUAGAAGGAGAGAGAAAAAGGAGUCGGCAGCGGCUUCUACGCGUUCCCGGGCUGCGCGCCUACUCUCUCCGCUGGUGGAGCGGUGCUUUGCGGCUGCCGUCAAGCGCGGCGCUGGGCCGGCGGGCGGGGGCCGAGGGGCUGCCAUGGCGGCGGCGGGCCGGCUGCCGAGCUCUUGGGCGCUGCUGGCGCCGCUCCUCGCGGUGCUUGCACUACUGGGAGUCGGGCCGGUCCCAGCGCGGGCGCUGCACAACGUCACGGCCGAGCUCUUUGGGGCCGAGGCCUGGGGCACCCUUGCGGCUUUCGGGGACCUCAACUCCGACAAGCAGACGGACCUCUUCGUGCUGCGGGAAAGAAAUGACUUAAUCGUCUUUUUGGCAGACCAGAAUGCACCCUAUUUUAAACCCAAAGUCAAGAUAUCUUUCAAGAAUCACAGUGCAUUGAUAACAAGUGUAGUCCCUGGGGAUUAUGAUGGAGAUUCACAAAUGGAUGUCCUUCUGACAUAUAUUCCCAAAAAUCAUGCCAAGAGUGAUUUAGGAGCUGUUAUCUUCUGGGGACAAAAUCAAACAUUAGAUCCUAACAAUAUGACCAUACUCAAUAGAACUUUUCAAGAUCAGCCACUAAUUAUGGAUUUCAAUGGUGAUCUAAUUCCUGAUAUUUUUGGUAUAACAAAUGAAUCCAACCAGCCACAGAUACUAUUAGGAGGAAAUUUAUCAUGGCAUCCAGCAUUGACCACUACAAGUAAAAUGCGAAUUCCACAUUCUCAUGCAUUUAUUGAUCUGACUGAAGAUUUUACAGCAGAUUUAUUCCUGACAACAUUGAAUGCCACCACUAGUACCUUCCAGUUUGAGAUAUGGGAAAAUUUGGAUGGAAACUUCUCUGUCAGUACCAUCUUGGAAAAACCUCAAAAUAUGGUGGUGGUUGGACAGUCAGCAUUUGCAGACUUUGAUGGAGAUGGACACAUGGAUCAUUUACUCCCAGGCUGUGAAGAUAAAAAUUGCCACAAAAGUACCAUCUACUUAGUGAGAUCUGGGACAAAGCAGUGGAUACCAGUACUACAAGAUUUCAGCAAUAAGGGCACACUCUGGGGCUUUGUGCCAUUUGUACAUGAACAGCAACCAACUGAAAUACCAAUUCCAAUCACCCUUCAUAUUGGAGACUACAAUAUGGAUGGCUAUCCAGACGCUCUGGUCAUACUAAAGAACACAUCUGGAAGGUAAGGAAAUUAAAUCAAGUGAGA
Molecule: messenger RNA, 1237 nt
Organism: Cebus imitator (Panamanian white-faced capuchin)
Lineage: Eukaryota; Metazoa; Chordata; Mammalia; Primates; Cebidae
Product: T-cell immunomodulatory protein
Exons: 10
Coding region: 144-1217 (357 amino acids)
Cellular component (GO): plasma membrane
Source: RefSeq, a predicted model, not a curated record